Messenger RNA from Armigeres subalbatus, 3566 nucleotides. RefSeq names its product AP-1 complex subunit gamma-1-like. NCBI's taxonomy places the organism in Eukaryota, Metazoa, Arthropoda, Insecta, Diptera, Culicidae. The record is from RefSeq and is a predicted model, not a curated record. The transcript has 13 exons. Gene Ontology annotation, molecular function: clathrin-cargo adaptor activity. Bases 637 to 3201 code for a protein of 854 amino acids. Gene Ontology annotation, biological process: Golgi to vacuole transport; intracellular protein transport. Gene Ontology annotation, cellular component: membrane coat; AP-1 adaptor complex; Golgi apparatus.
CCGAAUGCCAACCAGAAAGGAUCGUUGCUCCAGCUCGGUCGCCCAUUGUGAAACUCAGCUGAACACUCGUCGUGUGGUGUCGCGCGCGUAUUUCGUCACCAGUCGUGAUAAGGAAAACCGUCGGUUAGUAAGUCAGUUGGUCGAGAUCCCAUCGGGAGUUGAUUUGUCAUUCGGUGCGACUGAAAACUGAACCCGGAAAUAGUGCAGACAAAUUUCGAUUGAAGGGAGAAACUGCGUGUGUUCCGGUUGUCGACUAUUGCAAAUCACAACAAAAAGAAAGCACCAUCCGCACGCUAUACCUUUCGUAACAUGAACUUCGCAGAAGAUCAACGUCAUUUCCCGUCGUCAGCAUCAGUGCCAGGAAAGUGAACAAACACAGGUGGUGUUGUUGGACUUCGAAAAAAAAAUUAAUUAGGGAAAAGAGCGACGACCGGGUUCUAUUUGCAAAUCGUACACAUUUAUUCGAUGAAGGAAGUGCGCUAAAUACGAAAAUUGCGAGAGAAAAAAAGUGAUAACGAAGAAGAUCGCAAGUACAACUUGGUUCCGUGGUGUAAGAGUUCCAGCGGUUCCAGCUAGAGGGGGAUAUCGCAGAAAGAAUUUGAAUUGUGUUCGACUGCCAGUACCGCCAUCAUCAUCAUGUAUCCUUACUAUGAAUCAGACUGGAGUAUUCUGCCGCCGGAGCACAACCGAAGAUACAGUCCUGGCCUCACAAUCAACAACAUAAAACAAGUGAUAAAUGAAACGAUAGAAACUAAUAUCUUAAGAAAGCCUUCACCGACUCGCCUCCGGGAACUGAUCCGACAGAUUCGAGCAGCCCGGACAGCCGCCGAGGAGCGAGCCGUUGUCAACACAGAAUGUGCCUACAUCCGAAGUACCUUCCGCGAAACGGACUGCAUCUGGAAAUGCCGCAACAUGGCCAAAUUGCUCUACAUUCACAUGCUAGGCUACCCGGCCCACUUUGGACAGAUGGAAACCCUGAAGCUGGCGGCUAGCUCAAAGUUCACUGACAAACGGAUAGGCUACCUCGGAGCAAUGUUGCUAUUGGACGAGCGGCAGGACGUUCACGUUCUUCUCACCAACUGUUUAAAAAAUGACCUCAACAGUUCGACGCAGUUCAUCGUGGGGACGGCCCUCUGUACUCUGGCAGCAAUUGCCUCGCCCGAGAUGGCCCGGGAUUUGUCACACGAGAUAGAACGACUGAUAGCAUCCUCCAAUGCAUUUCUUCGCAAGAAAGCAAUCCUGUGUGCCUUUCGGAUGGUCCGCCGAGUGCCUGAACUAAUGGAGGAGUAUAUACCCAAGUGCUCACACUUUUUAAACGAUAAGAAUCACGGAAUCCUUGUAUCGACAAUCACUUUUGUAACGGAGAUGUGCGAACAGAGUCCAGUGGUGCUCAGCUACUUCAAAUCGAUAAUUCCCACACUGGUGCGGACGUUGAAAACACUCAUCGUGAGCGGUUACUCACCAGAACACGUUGUAAACGGGGUGAGUGAUCCUUUUCUACAGGUGAAGAUCCUCCGGCUGUUGAGGAUUUUGGGUCAUGGUGAUCCUGACCAGUCGGAGAUUAUGAACGAUGUGUUGGCGCAAGUGGCGACCAACACGGAGACAAACAAAAAUGCAGGGAACGCGAUCCUCUAUGAAACCGUACUAACGAUCAUGAAUGUUGAGUCCGAGAACAGCCUCCGUGUGCUAGCCGUCAACAUCUUGGGACGAUUUCUGCUCAACAGCGAUAAGAACAUUCGGUAUGUGGGACUGCUGACGCUGGUCCGAACUGUUCAGCGAGACAUGACCGCAGUGCAGCGACAUCGCAUCACGAUCCUCGAGUGCCUUACCGAUUCGGACAGUUCGAUACAGAAAUGCGCCAUGGAACUCUCGUUCACUCUGGUCAACUCGCAGAACAUUGAAACAAUUGUGCGGGAACUGCUCAAAUAUCUGGAAACGGCCGACGCGGAGAUGAAGGGUAUCUGCAGCAGCAGAAUUGUCCUGGCGGCAGAGAUGUAUUCACCCUCCAUCCAUUGGCAUCUGGACGUUUUACUUAAGGUGUUAACCAUUUCUGGUAACAAUAUUCGAGACGACGUGAUAGCGUCCACAAUUCAGCUUAUUUCCAACAGCCCCGCAGAAGAACAAAGUUAUAUAAGCGGAAAGAUGUGGAAAUCCAUCACCAACAUGAAUCAAUUGGAAAAUCGGCAACCGCUAGUUCAAGUUGCCGUGUGGACUCUGGGCGAAUAUGGUGAAGCUGGAAGCUUUGAUGAAAAUGAGCUCAUUGAUCACUACAGACAACUUCUGUGGGCUCCUCAGCUUUCAAUCACGACCAAGCAGUACAUCCUGGUGUCACUGGCGAAAAUAAGCGUCCGCAUGGAGCACUGUACUGCCUAUAUCCAAAACAUCAUCAACGCGUUCCGGGUACAUCUAAACAUCGAUCUGCAACAAAGGGCUGUGGAAUUUAAUCAGCUUUUCACCAGCCAUAGUCAUCUGAGGGCGGCUCUGCUGGAAAAGAUGCCCAUCAUAAAGAUUUCCGCUCUUACAACCUCCGAGUACAAUUCUGAUUUUGCCGGAUCCGCGGAACCCACAUCGGCUUCCUCCCCCAGCGAAAGUUCAACUCCACUCAAGACAGUUUCGAACCAAGACAUCCUACUUGACUUACUGGGAGAUUCUUUCGGAAGCAGUUCAUCCACCAGUAAUACGGGAACUACGUCCAGCCCACUGCAACAGUUCACACAAAACGGACCUUCCGCAAACAAUACGGACAUUUUGGAUCUGCUCGGUCUGGGAAGUGGCGACCAGCCCAGUUCGUUCACGACGUCAGUGAAUCCCUUGACCAGCAGGCUGAGCAGUCCAACGGAGUAUUCAGCUACGACGAUCAUGGUUUACAGCCACGACAACAUCGACAUACGGUUUAUUGUGAAAAAGGAAGGCGGCCACGCGAUCGUUACAGCCAAAACGACGAACAAUUCGCUCAACAUGCUCGAGAAGUUUGUGCUACAGGUCGCCGUCCCGAAAGCCUUCUCGAUCCAAAUGAUGGUGCCAUCGAGUACGGUGAUGCUACCGGGUGAAUCCGUAGUUCAGGAUAUAAAUGUGGUUCGAACCAAUCCUAGCGCUGGCAACUCGCUUCGGAUGAAAGUCCGGUUUUCCUACGAUAUCGGUAACUACUCCGUCAUGGAGCAAGCAGACGUUAACGAAUUUCCAUCGGAUCUUUUCAUUUGAGAAUCAUUGCGGCCCACACAACUGUUGGCUCAUCCAAACGAUCAAAUCUACUAAUCGGAACAUGAUUGCUCAAACUGCAAAAUAGUAUCAUAAGCUAUAAAUCGUUGAUCAUUCCACAGAGGUGGAAAAACUAGGGCACAAUCUAAAAAGAGGAAAUCGAAUGGACUUUUUCGGAACCAAUCAACUCAAAUCUGACUAUCAAACUAGUGCACAUGUUUUGUUUGCUUCAUUCGCGUAGGUUAUUUCAAGUUAGAUUUUAUCAUAGAAAUUUAGAAUGAAAAGUUGAUAGCAUAGCAAAAUUUUACCCCAUUUGAACAGUUAAAAAAAUAAAUGUGAGUUUAGUAAAGUUUUAAUAAAUAAAUUGA